Molecule: messenger RNA, 548 nt
Organism: Trypanosoma cruzi
Lineage: Eukaryota; Euglenozoa; Kinetoplastea; Trypanosomatida; Trypanosomatidae
Exons: 1
Source: RefSeq, a predicted model, not a curated record
GGGAGCAUCCUUCCAUGUAUCCGAGGGGCGGUCUUUUCCCCACUGGGGCACCGCCGACGCCGCAGCAGCAGCAGCAAAAUCAGCAGCACGGUACUCAUCCGCAGGGAUUGUUUGGCAUCCAAUCCUCCAUGGGAACUCCGCACCACCGACCGCAGUACGCCAUGCCAAAAUACUUUGAUUUGAGCACGUCUGCGCCUCAUAUUCCGACAACAAACCCUACCACACCGCAUAUUUCCACGUAUGUGCAUCCACAGCCACAACCACAAGAACACCAGCAUCAAGGACAACAGCUUCAUCCCCAUCAACCACAGCCGAACCAAGAGUCUUAUCAGCAACCCGGGGUACAAACACAAUUUAUUCGACAACAACAGGAAGAUCCCUAUCAACAGCAUGAACAAAGACAAACGUAUAAACAACAGCAUCCUCUACAUCCGCAGGUCCCACUCUCCCCACCAACAUCAGGUUACGAUAAAGGAGAACCCAAUCAACUUUUUCAUCAUUCAUUUCAGAACUCGGUACCGGGCCAUCCAAGAGGGUACCCUUACUGA